Pseudonaja textilis is the source of this 3702-nucleotide messenger RNA. It is a transcript of the gene MAPK14, whose product is annotated as mitogen-activated protein kinase 14. Gene Ontology annotation, biological process: protein phosphorylation; p38MAPK cascade. Gene Ontology annotation, molecular function: ATP binding; MAP kinase activity. NCBI's taxonomy places the organism in Eukaryota, Metazoa, Chordata, Lepidosauria, Squamata, Elapidae. The record is from RefSeq and is a predicted model, not a curated record.
CCGCAGAUCUCGCGAUACCUCCGCGAUCGAUUGGUCGAGGAUCUAGGAAGAGGUUCGGCGAAGUCAGACUGGCGCGUCUUCGUCAUUGCCUGGGUCCCUGCUCGACUCUUAAACCAGCUCGGGUCUCCUUAGACCUAGGUGGCCUUUCCCGUCAGGGAUUGGGCAGCCUGGAGAAGUGAGCGCUUGCGGUGUCCUCCCCCGCCCCGGCCACUGUUCCUGCAGCGGUCCUUCUCCUUUCCUUCCGAGGAGGGGCUGCAAGCGGUGCAAGGCGUUCGGGGCGAGCCGCUGCGGCCAAGCGACCGAAGUUGCAGCUAGGCGCGGGUGACUUUCCCACCUCCUCCCUCCGCGCGGGAAACUCCCUUUCGCUGCAGGGGGAGGAGCCGAGGUCCCCGGUUCGAGGGUCUCCUCCCUCUCGGCCCCGCUGGGUGGGGCGGACUUGGGGGUCGAGAUGACCCAGGAGCGGCCCAAGUUCUACCGGCAAGAGCUGAACAAGACGAUCUGGGAGGUGCCCGAGCGUUACCAGAACCUGUCGCCGGUGGGGUCUGGAGCUUACGGCUCCGUCUGCUCUGCCUUUGAUGCUAAAACUGGCCUUCGUGUGGCAGUGAAGAAAUUGUCCAGACCAUUUCAGUCUAUCAUACACGCCAAAAGGACCUACCGCGAACUGCGACUGCUUAAACAUAUGAAACAUGAAAAUGUUAUUGGACUUCUAGAUGUAUUCUCACCUGCGAAGUCAUUUGAAGAGUUCAAUGAUGUAUAUCUUGUAACCCAUCUUAUGGGAGCGGAUUUGAACAAUAUUGUAAAAUGUCAGAAACUCACAGAUGACCAUGUACAGUUUCUCAUUUAUCAAAUUCUUCGGGGUUUGAAGUAUAUCCACUCUGCUGAUAUAAUACACAGAGAUUUAAAACCUAGUAACCUAGCUGUGAAUGAAGACUGUGAGUUGAAGAUUUUGGAUUUUGGGUUGGCACGGCAUACAGAUGAUGAAAUGACAGGUUAUGUAGCAACCAGGUGGUACAGAGCUCCUGAGAUCAUGCUGAACUGGAUGCAUUACAAUCAAACAGUUGAUAUUUGGUCAGUUGGAUGCAUUAUGGCUGAACUUUUGACUGGAAGAACACUGUUCCCUGGUACAGACCAUAUUAACCAGCUUCAGCAAAUCAUGCGUCUGACGGGGACACCCCCUGCAUAUCUCAUUAACAGGAUGCCCAGCCAUGAGGCAAGAAAUUACAUACAGUCCUUGUCUUACAUGCCGAAGAUGAAUUUUGAAAAUGUAUUUAUUGGUGCGAAUCCUCUAGCUGUAGACUUGCUGGAGAAGAUGCUGGUGCUGGACACAGAUAAACGGAUUACUGCUGCUGAAGCUUUGGCCCAUGGCUAUUUUUCUCAGUAUCAUGACCCAGAUGAUGAACCAGUGGCAGAUCCUUAUGAUCAGUCCUUUGAAAGCAGAGAACUUGAUAUUGAGGAGUGGAAAAGCCUGACCUAUGAUGAAGUGGUUAGCUUUGUGCCACCACCACUUGACCAGGAGGAAAUGGAAUCCUGAGCACCUGUUUCUCUUUGUCCCAUAUCACUGUGAGGGGAACAUCUUUUUCAUAGGAAUUCUCCACAUACUGUUCAAGUGCCUCUUGCCAUGAAGAUUCUCCUUGGGGGAGGAUGUGUGCAUGUGUGUAUGUGUGCGUAUGUGUGAGUGUGUUGAAUGAAAAGGAAGGAAAAGAAAGAUUCAAAGGGAAAUAUUUAUACAGAAACUGUAUAAAAUUGCAUGUUCUCUUGUAUUUUUGUACACAGUUUGGGACAUGUUUCUGCAGACCUGUUUGAUUGCUUUUUUGCCUUUACUGCUGAUAAUCAGCUUUCAUUGCUCUAGGUCUAGGCAGAUAGUAUGCAGGGAAGCUGAGAUUUCAGAUGCUCAGUAGAAAUUGUUGCCAUUAAAUGGCUCUUCUACCAAGAAAAGACUUAGAAAAUGGAAACUGAACUAUUACUUGAACUGUGCUCCCUGCUUUCCAAGAUGAGGGGGCAGCAGAUUUAUUUCAGUUACUUAUUCCCACAAAGUCUCCCCACUAUUUUAUAAUAGCAGAAAAGUUGACUCCUGAACGUCUCGCUGUCUUUAAUAUGAAACAGUUGGUGUUGGUGUUUUUUAAAAAAAGUUUGUGCCUUAAAUCAGUGUUUCUCAACUUUGACAGCUUUAAGGAAUAUGGCUUCAACUCCUGGAUUUCUCCAAUCUACAUUCUGGCUGGGGGAUUCUGGGAGUUGAAGUCCACACAUUUUAAAGUAUCUGAGGUUGAGAAUCACUGCCUUAAAUGAUUGAGAGUAAAAUUAAGUCUGAGUCUCAACAAUGGAAUUUGGAGGUGUUUUUUUUGGAGUGCAGGCCUCAAAAUUCCUAGGUAUCCCUGCCUGACUACUGUAAUCAAGACACAGAUAUUCCAGCCAUCCCUCAUGAAGCAAUUUGGUCAUUUCUCUUUCUUAUUUCUCUGCCCAACUCUGAGAUGUCUCACCUCUGCUAUGCUACUGUUUUCUAUACCAUCUUCAGUUGAAAUGUGGGUUUUUGCAUGUUGUAGCUGUACAAGCAUGUAGGCUUGCUUAUAUUAUUUUGGAAGAGGCAACUCAGCCAAUAAAUUAAUGUAUUCAGUUAUCAGAGUUAGAGCCAUACAAUUUAGCAUCCAUCUAACUUUGUCCAAUUUAUGGUUAAUAUUUUGGACACUUUUAACAAGAAAGGAACUGAUAAAUAUGCAUUUUUAUUUAACUUUCUAUCCGUGGCUUUAAAAAUCAGUUCAUUUAUCAACUGGUAUGUGCCUGAAGAAGAACUCAGUUCAUUGUAUUCAUGAAUUCAAGAAAAAAUUCCCUGCACAAGGAUGAGUAGGAGGCCUCAUUUCAAGUAUUUGUGUUCAUCAGGUAUUCUGAAUAUCCAAGAACCUAUUUUUAAAAUAUUUCCUGAGAUUUAUAUAAUUCAGGCAUCAUGCAUGAAUUGUAUGCCUAUUUGAAAGCUCUGCAAUAUUUUUGUUUUUUUCUGAUGGAUUUGGGAUUUUGUGUAUUUAUCCCUUUUGUACAGAGAAGCUGUAUUUUUAAAAGGAAGGAAGGGGUGUAUGGAUAAUGAAGCCAUCAGAUCUUUCCUUUCUCUUUAGUUCAGACCCCUCUGCAAAGAAAACUUAGCUUGGGGUCCAGAGAACAAUGCUUCUUGUCAGAGGCCUUCUGUAAACUAAACAAAAUCACCUGUCUGUUGAACAUGCAGUCUGGGAAUUCAGAUGGAAAUGUAGAUAUAUUCUGUCAAAUAUACAGGAAGUUUAUUUUUAUCUGUCAUUUUAUGUGUAGCUGUGACUCUAAUGCAUAAAUACUACAAAGGGAAUUAAAAAAAUUAAGUUUAUAUGUGAGUGAAACUUUUAAAGCUGAGAUUUUAGAUGGAGGGGCCCCUGUGGAGUGCACUCCUUAGAAUGAAAAUACACACUUUAAAGAGGAAUUCUGCCCUAACUGGUUUUGCCAAAUAGGAUAUCACACAAUGCAACUGGUUUUAAAAUAAAGUUAUUUUUCAGACUAAAUGGACUGGUGGUGUUUAUAAAUUGUUGUUUAAUUGUGAUAAAGUUUUAUGAUGAUACAUACAGUUAGAUCCCAAUAGUGCACGUAACAAUAAUUUUCCCAACUAGUCACAUUUGAUUUGCCUUUAAAUGCUGCACUUGCUUUGCUUCAUCCCUGAGAGUCAGCCCUGGAAUAAAAAUCCAAACUAAG